AUGACGUAUCUACAUCGACCACAAGCCCCCCCUUACAUAGAAACAGACCAAACGGUCCUAGCAGAUGAUGACAAUAGCUUCGACGCCUCUCAUAACCUUCCUGAAUAUACAUCUACGACCACAUGUGAGAUUACAACCAAUCCUCAAAGAUCCAUUUACGAUGAGGUGUUACGUGUUUCAAUUGACACCGAAGUCGUAGCAUCGAGGCGAAACAUUUUCGAUGUUGGCGACGUGUUGACUGGGUCAGUUACUGUUGCCCCUAUCAAAAACAUGGAGUUCUAUCUUCUUUUGGUGGACUUGGUAGGUACAGAAAUGUCAAUCCGUGGUAAAGGAUAUGCAGAAACUCGGUAUACCCGUGUUUUUUCUUUAGCCCGAUAUACUUUGUCUCAGCGGACAUUCUCUGGAGUCAUGGAACAGGGGUCAAAAUACAAAUUCACAUAUUCUAUGAUUAUUCCUGACAAAAUACCUCACGAGCGUUGUGUCUGUGGUAAUAACCAACAUAGCCAAGUACCCCCUUCAAUUGGUCGUCCUUUCGAGCUUACCACACCAUGUGGUGGCGAGCAUCUUGUCUCUGAGCAAUUCGGCAGAAUCUUAUACCAAGUACGUGCUAAAUUAGUCAAGCCUGAAACCCUCUGGAAAAGCUCCGCUCCAGAAUUUUGGUCUGAAGGCCGUAAGUAUCUUGUGAUCAGACCCAGCUACCCACCUCCCAUGCUUGAGCAAUUAUGCGACGUUAAUGGUAAACCGCUGCGCCUGCCUGUAUAUAUGUCCUCCAAGUCUUUAAAGAAAGGUCUCGUUCGAAAAACAGAUAUCGGUAAGAUUGAACUCCGAACAUCAGAAGCUCUCGACGUAUAUCUAGGCGUCCCCCAUACAAACGUCCUGAAUCUGGAGGUGUUAUACACACCUUCGCCAAAUCUUUCAGGGGUUUUUCCGCCGCCUGUUGAGAUUGAGAAUGUCUCAUAUCAAGUGGAUUCUCUGGCAUUCUCUUCUACUCAGUCUAUGGUCACGUACCCGUCCCAUGAAAGUGUAAUAAUGAAGACCGACCCGUGCACAAUUCUGUCGAAACAUACUCUCCUUCGUCAGAAGCUUACAAUUUCCAAGCCAGCUUGGACUGUCAGUACCCCAAAAGACCCCUCUGAACCAAGGAGUUACUUGACAAAACUAACGUUGCCGUUUACGUUUCCUGUUUACCACAGCAGGGUGGUUGACACAUAUUUUUCUUGCUUGACCUCACGCCAAUACGAGUUAAUAGUUUCCGUUGGCUUUGGUCACUCAAUAGGUAGUCAUCGUCUUACUGUUCCUGUACUGGUUUCCAGUGCCAAGGAUGUGACUCUUUCUGUUGCUCCUUCUUUCAGCAGCAUCGACACCACGUCUAAUUUAUCUACAUACACCGAUCUUUCAAUUCCGUCUUACCAGGAAACUUUCGACACGGUAGACAGCUCUUGA
Molecule: messenger RNA, 1443 nt
Organism: Sugiyamaella lignohabitans
Lineage: Eukaryota; Fungi; Ascomycota; Dipodascomycetes; Dipodascales; Trichomonascaceae
Product: arrestin (or S-antigen), N-terminal domain protein
Exons: 1
Coding region: 1-1443 (480 amino acids)
Source: RefSeq, a predicted model, not a curated record